This is a messenger RNA of Sparassis crispa, 1725 nucleotides long. RefSeq lists its product as hypothetical. Lineage: Eukaryota; Fungi; Basidiomycota; Agaricomycetes; Polyporales; Sparassidaceae. The record is from RefSeq and is a predicted model, not a curated record. Gene Ontology annotation, biological process: DNA-templated transcription; regulation of DNA-templated transcription. Bases 1 to 1725 code for a protein of 574 amino acids. Gene Ontology annotation, molecular function: DNA binding; DNA-binding transcription factor activity, RNA polymerase II-specific; zinc ion binding. The transcript is spliced from 8 exons. Gene Ontology annotation, cellular component: nucleus.
AUGGCAUCAGAAAUGCGACCUGGUCCAUCGUCUAGCAGUUCAAGAGCUCCCCGAGGCUCUGCUUGCCUUAGUUGCCGUCGAAGGAAACUGAGAUGCGAUGGUCUGAGGCCUAAAUGUACACCAUGUAUUAGAGGAAACAGGGAGGAGGACUGCGAAUACACUGACGGCUCAGCACGGAGCGCCAUACAGCUGCUAGAAGAUGAGAUCGCUCGUUUGGAGGCUCGUAUAUACGAAUUAGAGCAUCCAGAUUCGGUCACGGCCCCGAUUAUUUUGCAUGAUCCUAGGGCUGUCGUUGAAUCGCAGCCUCAGUCUUCAGCAGCAAACUCGGAACAAUUUGGCGGACUUGUCUCUCAUUCAUCCACUGUACAAACCGUGGUAGCCGAGCCGACAUUACAGAUGAUACAGGCGUUAGUGGGUAAUUUCAAACCAUAUGCUUCCCAGAUCGGGUUUUUCCUCCACGAACUGCGCUUCCUAGAGGCGCUCUAUGAAGCAGACCCGGGAACGAAGACAGCCAUACUCCCGCCAGCUUUGCUAAAUGUGAUCUACCUUUGGGGUGUCCGGUUGUCCACUAAUAACUCACUCGCUGGGUAUGAAUCAGUAUUCCUAUCACGCGCAUCUCAAGGGACCUCUGCCGCUCUGGCAUCCGUGCCAACUUAUAGACUUAUGCAUGUCAUCCAAGCUGAAGUCCUCCUUGCCACUUACUUCUUCGCUACCGGUCGCUUGUUGGAGGGUCGCUAUCACUGUAGUGCGGCGGUGGCGCUCGCACUUAGUGGCCGGCUGAACCAGAUUCGGGGUGUUGUGGAUCACAUGUCACAUGUCCAUACUGCCCAUGGAAUAGACAUUCAAUUACCGCCACCCACCGAUGCUGUAGAAGAGGGAGAAAGGGUAAAUGCUUUUUGGACAGUUUAUCUGCUCGACAAGAGCUGGACUGUCCCCCUUGGAUCGCCCUCUCAUAUAAACGGCGGUGCUGACCUCAAUAUUCCCUGGCCUUUGGAGAUGGAAAAUUACGAAGAGGGAGGAUUUGCACCUAAUAUAUUAGGUGUGCGUACCAUAGAGUCCUUCCUCAAUAAUACCCCUUCGAGCAGCGGUAGCGGUACAUCUUCUCUCGCUCUCCAUGCCAAAGCAGCUGCACUAUACGAGCGCGCCACCCGACUUUCCUCUCACUGGUCUCCUACUAUGGCUAACGCCGAAGAAUUCUUCGCUAAUGUCGCCCUUCUAGAUUCGGUGAUAGAUCAUUUUACUGCAUCACUACGGCCCAUCGAGGCAGCAACCAGUCCUCACGUCGCCCGAGAUCUCUUGGUCACACAUUCAUUGGCCAGGGCAGCAACAAUCCAGCUAUACGCACGUUUAUCCGAAGCAGCUACGGGACCGCGAGGAACCAAGAAACUGAUCGCUGCAAAAGCAUCCGCGGCACUACUGAAUAACAUCAAUCUCAACCACUCCGUGUACAUCAACCCGAUUCUUGCGAUGAUCUGGACGACAGUCUGCCGAGUGUUGAUCGAAGAGCUCUCGCGGCUCCGCCCAGGUUGGACGUCCUCCUUACUCCUGGUUGGGAAUGAGAGCGCCAGUGCUGACCCGCUGCAAAAUAUGCUCGCAGCGCAGGCCCAACUCAAUGAUGCGCUGGAAAAUAUUUUCCGGGCUAUGUCGGUCUUCAGCCGCACGUCCCCUGUCAUGGCUUCUCAGCUUACCAAGAUCCGCCAAAAGCUCGAGGAGGCUACGAGAUGA